AUGGAUCGAUUUAAAUUUGGCAAAUUCCAGGACUUGGAACAAGACGUGUCAAAGAAAUUAUCAGAAUUAAAGAGAGUAAUGUUUAUGGAGGUGGAUGCCAGAAUUCAGCAGCAAACAGACGCCAUUGACGAUUUGUCCAAUCAGACAACAAUAGUUUUAACACAAAAAGAUUUUUUGUACCGUUUUCAGCUUUACAUGAUUGAGAAAAACUUCAUGCGAGUUCGGGACGCCAUGGAAGAACGAACGUUCAACUUUCUAGCAUUAGGUUUCCAAGAAUAUGUGUAUCAAAUAGAGACCAAAAUUCGUCAGAUCAUGGACCCUGAGUAUCAGGAUCCUCAAACACGUCAAAUCUUGUAUUUAUUGACUUUAAAUCAGUUAAAUGGUCGUAUUGACCUUGCAGAGCGGGCCUUUAAUAACUAUACCCAACUUUACGAUUCGUAUCUGACCGGUAACGCCGUAUUUCGUUAUAAAUUCGAAAGUGAACACAGAGACAAUAAUUAUUAUAUCAAUCCAAAACCACUUUUAGCCAAAUCUUUAAACCAUAGUUCAUAUUCUUCCAAAUAUUCCUCGCGAGUCGGAGACGAUAUUAAUCUCUUUAAACAAAAGUUGCAAAACCUUUCCCAGAUAUUACAAUGGGCCUAUUUCAACAAUACGUUAAACGAGACGGAGCUACAUUUGGCAGGCGUUAUGUUCAUAUAUUCAGGCCGCCGCCUUUUUCACAGUAAAAGUACGUUUUAUUACGAAUCUGUUGAUUAUCCGAAACGAAUUCUCGAGCAAAGAAUAGCAGAUUUUAAAGUGUUAUGGCGCCAAUAUGAAAAUACUGUCAACUCCAUGCGUCAAGAUCUGUACGUUUUACGACAAUCGUUAGAAGAACUGAAAUCCUCGCUUUUUCAGGAGCUUGAAAUCGGUUUGUCUCUUGCGUCGCAUUUCUUCCAGUAUGGAAACCUGUCCAAGAUGGAGGUAGCUGAAGAGAUGACCAGUGACAAAGUAUAUGAAGGAAUAUCCAACUUUAAAGUGUUUUUUCAAAAUAUUCGAUCACGUGGACAGAGUGUUUUUGACAGCUGGGCAUCCCUAUCUAAAAUGACGUCAUCAAUCUGGGAUGCGGUGAUUUAUGAUGAAGACAUGGUUAGUUAUUAUCAAUAUAAAAAUAUGUCGGAUUAUUUAAGAAAUUCCGGAGAUGUCCGGAACGAGACGGAGAGAUUAUAUUCCAAUAUAUCAAUGAUCAAUGAUUUCCGAGUGCCGGUCGGGAACAGUGACAGCGUGUUUUUAAAAAGUCUGGACGAUUUUAUGGUGUAUUUAAAAACUUAUAUUGAUGGUGAUAAAAUAGACUCUACUUUCAUCAGAGAGAAUUUUCUACAGUUAGAUAUUUUCUAUCGAGAGAAAAGUUAUGAAGAAAUAACACAACAGAGAGCUUAUGAUAAUUUUGCCUUAUUUUGUGAUUUUGGAGGAUCUAUGGGAUUGUUUGUUGGUGCCAGCGUUUUAACUGUGUUUGAACUACUAGACUUGAUUAUCCAGCAGAUCUUACAGAGAGUCAAUAAAGUCUAG
Messenger RNA from Lottia gigantea (owl limpet), 1545 nucleotides. RefSeq lists its product as hypothetical. Gene Ontology annotation, biological process: sodium ion transport. Gene Ontology annotation, cellular component: membrane. The record is from RefSeq and is a predicted model, not a curated record. The transcript has 3 exons. The coding region runs from base 1 to 1545 and encodes 514 amino acids. Gene Ontology annotation, molecular function: sodium channel activity. Lineage: Eukaryota; Metazoa; Mollusca; Gastropoda; Lottiidae.